This is a messenger RNA of Cladocopium goreaui, 2392 nucleotides long. Lineage: Eukaryota; Dinophyceae; Suessiales; Symbiodiniaceae. The record is from the annotation of a GenBank genome assembly.
GGGCGGUUGAACAGACACAUGAUGAAAUGUGGUGUUUUGAGGUGUUUUCAACAUUGCUCAGGUUGUAAACUUGCAGGGAAAAAGAUGGAAAUUGGAAGAUGCCACUGGGUGAAAUCUCGUUUUUUUUUAUUUUUGCGAGCAAGAGAUUUUGGAAUGAAUUUUUGCAACCCAAACGUAUUGGAGACCAUUGAGGCCGGUUUCCCACAAUUUGUUGCGAUUGUUUUUGAUUUCUUUUGGCCGUUUGAAUCACAUGAAGGGCCUUGCCCAAAAGGUUUGAGGUAUCUGUUUGAUGUUGUUUGUACCCUCCUUGUUAAUGCUGGCAAAUACUGAAGCGUUUUUGGGAGUGUGAUUGAAACAGAAUAACUGAUGAUGUCCAAGCUGUAAUUUGAGUUCAUCCAUGAGGUACCUACUUCCAUGCUGGGCUGUGAAUUGUACCAGAUGAUUAGUGAACGGCUUCCUAUGAGGCCAGGUGCUCGCCUCUCUGUUCAGAAUGGAUCUUCCCCGCUGAGCUUGCGCCUGACACUGAAGCAGCAGGGAAUGCCAGCAGGAUCUGCUACAUUGUCAUGUGUUUACCUUCCUGUCAACCUCCUUGCGGCUUGGAAAUACCUUGAAGGAGAGAAGGUGGACGAUGAGGAAUUUGUGCUACAUGGGCUUACGCACAUAGCAGGAGUCGAGUCACGGGACUGUGACGAGAUUCUUGAGUUGCCAAACAGCCUGCAGCACUUGACCUUGUCGAACAGUUUUGAUGACAGCCUGACCCGAGUAAACUUUCCCCGUGGACUGUUGCAGCUGAACUUUGGCGAGUGCUUCAACCAGAGCUUGAACGGCGUGGUUUUGCCAAAGGGCUUGCAAGUUUUGUCUUUUGGUGAUAGCUUUAACACGCGCUUAGAUGGCGUGACUUUGCCCCGAAGCUUGCAGACUCUCACUUUUGGCCACAGCUUCAACCAAAGCUUAGUUGAUGUGGAUUUGCCAAAGGGUUUGCAAGUUUUGUCUUUUGGUCGUAGCUUCAACAAACGCUUAGAUGGCGUGACUUUGCCCCGAAGCUUGCAGACUCUCACUUUUGGCCACAGCUUCAACCAAAGCUUAGUUGAUGUGGAUUUGCCAAAGGGUUUGCACGUUUUGUCUUUUGGUGAUAGCUUUAACAAACGCUUAGACGGCGUCACUUUGCCGCGAAGUUUACAGACUCUUACUUUUGGCUAUCAUUUUAACCAAAGCUUAGAUGGCGUGACUUUGCCAAGAGGAUUGCAAGAAUUGUCUCUUGGAAGUAGCUACAACAAGUCCUUGCAGGGCGUGACUUUGCCCCGAAAUUUGCACAGCUUGACUGUGGGAAAUAAUUUUAAGAAAAGCUUGGAUGGCGUGACUUUGCCGAGAGGUUUGAAGAGCUUGACCCUGGGAAGAUUGUGUGAUACGGGCCUACAAUUCAAACAGAGCUUAGUCAGCCAAACUUUACCGGCAUCAUUGCAAGACUUGGCUUUGGGGUCUGGCUUCAACCAGAGCUUAGAUCGGGUCAAAUUGCCAGCAACUUUGCAAAAUUUGACUUUGGGCGAGAGUUUCAACCGAAGCUUGAAUGGCACCAUUCUGCCAGCAUCUUUGCAGUGUUUGACUUUUAGCAACGACUUCAACCAGAGCUUGGAUCGUUUAACUUUACCAGCAUCUUUGCGAUCAUUGGCAUUUGGCUGCAACUUCAACAAAAGCUUGGCUGGCACAACUUUGCCGGCAUCAGUACAAAAUUUGACAUUUGGCCACUGCUUUAACCAAAGGUUGGAUAGCGCAACUUUGCCUGCAUCUUUACAAAAUUUGACAUUUGGCCACUGCUUCAACCAGAGCUUGGAUCGCGUAACAUUGCCAGCAGCUUUGAAACAUUUGACUUUUGGGGACAUUUUUAACCAAAGCUUGGAUGGCACGACUCUGCCAGCAUCUUUGCAAACAUUGACAUUUGGCUACGACUUCAACCAAAGCUUGGAUGGCACGACUCUGCCAGCAUCUUUGCAAAGAUUGACAUUUGGCUACGACUUCAACCAAAGCUUGGAUGGCACGACUCUGCCAGCAUCUUUGCAAACAUUGACAUUUGGCGCCGACUUCAACAAAAGCUUGGAUGACACAAUGUUACCGGCAUCUUUGCAAAACUUGACUUUUGGGGACGGUUUCAACCGAAGCUUGAUCUGGGCAACAUUGCCAGCAUCUUUGCAAACAUUGACAUUUGGCUACGACUUCAACCAAAGCUUGGAUGGCACAACUUUGCCAGCAUCUUUGCAAAGAUUGACCUUUGACCACAAUUUCGACCAAAGCUUGUAUGGGGUAAAUCUAGGUUUGGAGGAAUUUUGUUGUAGAGGGUUGUUGGUUCGCUCAUCAAGGUGACGCGGUGGCGCUCAUGGUUCUGAUUUCGGAGUGG